This is a messenger RNA of Setaria italica (foxtail millet), 1456 nucleotides long. Its product is annotated as agmatine coumaroyltransferase-2. The transcript has a single exon. The coding region runs from base 1 to 1347 and encodes 448 amino acids. NCBI's taxonomy places the organism in Eukaryota, Viridiplantae, Streptophyta, Magnoliopsida, Poales, Poaceae. The record is from RefSeq and is a predicted model, not a curated record. Gene Ontology annotation, molecular function: acyltransferase activity, transferring groups other than amino-acyl groups.
AUGAAGAUCACCGUGCACUCGUCGAAGGCUGUCAGGCCCGCCUACGGUGCCAACGGCGUCCCAUUCCCGGCGGCGGACGCCGUCCCGCUCACGGUGUUCGACAAGGCCAGCUUCGACGAGUACAUCUCCGGCAUAAGCUUCUUCCGCCCGCCGGCCCCGCCCAACAACGCGGUCCUCGAGGCGGGGCUGGCCAGGGCGCUCGCCGAGUACCGCGAGUGGGCCGGCCGCCUCGGCACCAACGCUCGGGGCAGCCGCGCGAUCAUCCUCUGCGACGCGGGCGCGCGGUUCAUUGAGGCGACGGCCGACGUCGCGCUCGACAGCGUCAUGCCCGCGCUUCUGCAGCCUUCAUCCGCGGUGUCGGGCCUGCACCCGGCCGCCGACGAGGAGGAGCUGCUGAUGGUCCAGGUCACGCGGUUCGCGUGCGGAUCGCUCGCCGUCGGCCACACCAUGAGCCACGCCGUGGCCGACGGGCAGGCUGCCUGCAACUUCCUGCUCGCGUGGGGCCAGGCCACCCGCGGGGUCCCCAUCGACCCGGCUCCGGUGCACGACCGGGCGUCUCUCUUCCUCCCCCGGGUCCCGCCGCGGGUCGAGUUCGAUCACCGCGGCGUCGAGUUCAAGCCGCCUCACGGUGCGAAGGCGGCGCGCAGCAGAAGCAACGACGCCGACGACGUGGUGGUCGUGCACCGGGCGCACUUCACCCGUGAGCUGCUCUCCGAGCUCAGGUCGCGAGCGUCGUCGGCGCGGGCUGCGCGGCCGUACAGCACGACGGUGUGCCUGGUGGCGCACCUGUGGCGGUGCGUCACGAGGGCGCGCGGGCUCGACGGCGGCGCGGUCACCAGGCUGCGCGUCGCCGUGAACGGACGAGCUCGAAUGAACGGGGCCCCGCGGAUACCCGAGGGAUACACGGGCAACGUCGUGCUCUGGGCGUGGCCGGCCGCCACCGCGCGGGAGCUGGUGAACCGGCCGCUGCGGCACGCCGCGGAGCUCGUGUCCCGGGCGGUGGCCCGCGUCGACGGCGGCUACUUCCGGUCCUUCGUCGACUUCGCGGGCUCCGGGGCGGUGGAGGAGGAGGGGCUGGUGCCGGCGGCGGACGCGGCGGAGAAGGUGCUCAGCCCGGACGUCGAGGUGGACAGCCUGCUGCACGCCGCGUUCUGCGACCUGGACUUGGGCGGCGGCCGGCCGUUCCUCUUCAUGCCCGGGUACCUGCCGAACGAGGGCUCCGUCUUCAUCGUGCGGGAUUUCUCCGGCGACGGGGGCGUGAGCGCCUACGUGCCUCUCUUCAGCCGCGCCAUGGAAAGAUUCGGGAGAUGCUGCUACUCCGUGGCAACGGCGGACGCUCGUCUUUAGAUCACUGUCUGCUUUUGCUGGUGCUUGCUGUGAUUUGAUCUCCGUCAUCUGAAACUAAUUCAAAACCUAUGCGAAUCGAAUGUCUUUAGCAAGGUUUUUGGGUGGCAGG